AUGUAUCUCUAUCUUGGAGGUCAUGGUGAAGAUCAAUCCGACAUGUCUCACUCCCAUAUUCCAGCAUCAGGCGGUUGGAAUUUUGGCGGUAACGGAGGAAUUGAUUACAACGAUGAUGAAGGUAUUUAUUAUCCCUUAGAAAACGGUGCUGGUGGAGGAGGUGCAGUUGAUCUUCGUCUUGAAUAUUAUGAUAUUAAUAAAGAUGAUAUCAACCAAGAUGAAAAUGAACAAAAUCUUUUAAACAAAUCUCUUGAGAGUCGUAUAAUCGUCGCCGGAUCAGGAGGUGGUGGUUGCUCAGCAAAUGAUCAAACAUGGGGAUAUGCCAAAGGAUAUCCAGGCGGAAAUACCUCUGCUAUUUCAAAUGGACCUUAUGUUUUUGGUGGAAGCCAAAUACAAGGAUUUUUUGGAAUUGGAAUGAGCGGAAUUUCUGGCUACGAAAAUCAAGCAGGUUCAGGUGGGUGUGGAAGUGGAUAUCGUGGAGGAUAUAUCAAUUUUCCUUCAACUACACAGGAUGGAUUUUACCAUAUUGGCGGAUCUGGAGGAAGUUCAUAUAUAAGUGGUCAUUUUGGAUGCAUCAGUCCAUAUUUUAAGAACGAUUCAGAACCAACACCACUUAAUUCAUUCCAUGAAUCAGGGUUGUUCUUUACAAAUACCAUCAUGAAGAGUGGUAAUGAAGAAAUGCCAAGUCCAUACAAUUCCAGUGUUAUCAGAGGUCAUAUUGGCCAUGGCAUCUGCCGUAUUACUAUUCUUCGUCCAACAUUUUGUCCCUCGAAUACAUUUUGUUUUUCUAUUCCUCUUUCCAUUUUAUUUGUAUCACUCGGUUUUUCAAUAAAAUAA
This is a messenger RNA of Trichomonas vaginalis G3, 837 nucleotides long. Its product is annotated as glycine-rich protein family. The transcript has a single exon. Bases 1 to 837 code for a protein of 278 amino acids. The record is from RefSeq and is a predicted model, not a curated record. Lineage: Eukaryota; Parabasalia; Trichomonadida; Trichomonadidae.